GUUGCCUUAUUUUUGCGGCUUGUAAUUCGUAAGCGAGCUGGGCUUCGGCUUUCUACAGAAGAGUAAAACAACAAAAAGAAAUAAUAAAAAAAAAAAAGGGGAAAGAAAGGAAGAAAAAGAAACAUAAUUUAUAGAAGCUAUAAAAUAAAUCAUAAUGGGACCUGAAAAUGCAAUAAUUGGAGGCUUUUCCACGUCAAGCAGUGGAUUAUCGUGGUUUUUUUCAGUUUUAACUGCCGUACUACUUUAUUUCCAUUACGAAGUUCUAGACAACGAGGCACCACCUAUUGAUGUUCCUUCUGAAGAAUUAUUAAGAUCUUACGAUUUCAUCAUAGUUGGUGGUGGAUCAGCAGGUGCCGUUGUAGCGAAUCGUUUAAGCGAAAUCAACAACUGGAACGUGCUACUCCUAGAAGCUGGCGGUCAGGAGACAGAAAUAUCGGACGUACCUCUUCUUGCUGGUUAUCUUCAACUCACUCAACUCGAUUGGCAAUAUAAGACGGAAGCUCAGGGUACUUAUUGCUUGGCAAUGGAAAAUGAACGUUGCAACUGGCCACGUGGUAAAGUGAUCGGUGGUAGCAGCGUUCUAAACUACAUGCUCUAUCUUCGUGGGAAUAAAAAAGACUAUGACUUGUGGGAGCAACAGGGUAAUCCUGGUUGGAAUUCGAAAGAAGUACUUUAUUAUUUCAAGAAGUCCGAAGACAAUCAAAAUCCAUAUUUGACUCGUACACCGUAUCAUUCGAAGGGUGGUUAUCUGACGGUCCAAGAAGCACCAUGGCACACACCGUUGGCGGCUGCCUUCGUUCAAGCUGGUCAAGAGAUGGGCUAUGAAAAUCGUGACAUAAAUGGUGAAUAUCAAACUGGUUUCAUGGUCGCACAGGGUACCAUAAGACGUGGUAGUCGAUGCUCCUCGUCAAAGGCUUUCCUUCGUUCUGUGAGACUUCGUAAAAACUUGCAUGUUUCAUUGAACUCACACGUUACCAGGCUACUGAUCGAUCCCAAUUCGAAGAGAACGUACGGAGUGGAAUUUAUCAAAGGUGGCAAGGUCUUUCGCAUACAUACUAAAAAAGAGGUGAUCGUGUCUGGUGGAUCCAUCAAUUCCCCUCAGCUCCUGAUGUUGUCAGGUUUAGGACCAAGAAAAGACUUGACCGCGCACGGUAUUCCGGUGAUACAAGAUCUAAAAGUAGGCCACAAUUUACAAGAUCACGUUGGCUUAGGUGGUCUUACUUUCCAAGUGAACAGUGAAAUUUCUAUGGUCGAAAAGAGACUUCACAACGUGCAAGCUGUCGUACAAUAUGCACUCUUAGGUGAUGGUCCUUUGACCGUUCUAGGUGGUGUUGAAGGAUUAGCCUUCAUCAAUACGAAGUAUGCCAAUGCUACGGAAGAUUUUCCAGAUAUAGAGCUACACUUCGCGUCAGGUUCGAUAAAUUCUGAUGGCGGUAGACAAUUACGAAAGAUCGAUGGAGUGAAGAAGAGCUUUUACGAUGCAGUUUUCAGUCCGAUCAGUGAGAAGGACGUUUGGAGCGUACUACCGAUGCUUUUAAGACCUAAGAGCAGAGGUAUCAUCAAGCUAAGAAGCAAAAAUCCCUUUGAUCAUCCGUUGAUCUAUGCUAAUUAUUUCAAAGAACCCGAGGAUCUAGCGACGCUUGUCGAAGGCACCAAGAUCGCUAUUGCACUCAGCAAAACUCAAGCUUUUGAAAGAUUCGGUAGUGAACUUUAUUCAAAACCGUUUCCCAAUUGCAAGGAUAUACCGCAGUAUACCGAUCAACAUUGGGAAUGUAUGAUCAGGUAUUAUACUCAUACGGUUUAUCAUCCUGUUGGUACUUGCAAAAUGGGACCUUAUUGGGAUCCAGAUGCAGUGGUCGAUCAUGAGCUUCGAGUUUAUGGAGUAAAUGGCCUUCGUGUUAUCGACGCUUCCAUCAUGCCCAACAUUGUCAGCGGUAAUACCAAUGCUCCAACGAUAAUGAUCGGCGAGAAGGGUUCUGACAUGAUUAAGCAGCACUGGUUAAAGAAAAGGAAUUGUACUGAUUUCAUUCGAAACAGUAAAAUUGCUGACACGACGAAUAAAGAGAACACCGAGGUCAAUUUAUGUGUGUUAUGUAGGCAUGUGGCUCUCGAGAACUACAUUUUUUCCUUAAUGAUCAGAAUCAGAAAAUUGUCUCCCUUACAAAUCGAACUGUUUUAUAAGCUGGAAAAGAGUUUUCUAAUUAUAUUAAAAAUCUUUGUGUUGUUAUAUCGCCCGGACAUCGUUGAUCACGAUAAUCAGAUAAAUACGUUGUUACCAAAAAAGCUUUCGGAUAAUUAUGACUUUGUGGUGAUCGGUGGUGGAUCAGCGGGAUCAGUUAUUGCGAAUCGUCUUUCGGAAAACGAAAAUUGGACAGUGCUUUUAUUGGAAGCUGGUGGAAUCGAGCCGAUGUUAUCGGAUAUCCCCAUUAUUUUUCCGACUUAUCAAGUCAGUCCGAUAGAUUGGCAAUUUAAGACGGAACCGUCAUCGUAUUAUUGCCUGGGGAUGAACAAUAGGCAAUGUAACUGGCCGCGAGGAAAGGUAUUAGGUGGCAGUAGUGUGAUAAAUGCUAUGCUCUAUGUACGUGGCAACAAAAAGGAUUACGAUAAUUGGAAAGAUCAAGGUAAUCCUGGUUGGGAUUACGAGAGUGUUCUGCCAUAUUUUAAAAAAUCGGAGGGCAACAAAAUCGAAGGUUUAGAUCCUGUUUAUCAUGGGACUAACGGAGAGAUGACCAUCGAACAUUUCAAAUUUCAAACUCCUGUUACGGAUUAUUUGUUAGCAGCUGGCAAAGAGAUAGGUUAUAGAAUAGGUGACAUAAAUGGAUCGAAUCAAACGGGAUUCACGUAUUCUCAUGCAACAAUCAGGGACGGUCUUCGUUGCAGUACUUCGAAAGCUUUCCUUCGGAAGGCAUCGAAAAGAAAAAAUCUUCAUAUAUGUACGCAUUCGAUUGUCGAGAAAAUUCUUAUAAAAGAAAAUUCAAAGACAGCUUACGGCGUAAUGUUUCGGAAUAAUGAAAAAACAUACACCGUUCGUGCGAAUUUCGAAGUUGUUUUAUCUGCGGGUACCAUACAGUCACCGCAAUUGCUGAUGCUGUCGGGGAUUGGGCCAAUGGAUCAUCUUAAGGAAUUAGAUAUACCAUUGAUCCAAGACACGCCGGGUGUUGGUUCGAAUCUUCAAGAUCACGUAGCGAUAGGAGGUAUCGUUUACUUGGUCGAUCCACCAGAAAAAUACAAAUUCAAACAGUUCACUUACGUAUUGCCAAAACUUAUUUCCCUUAAAUCGCUAAAACAGUUUGCUAAGAAAAAAAGUGGUCCUUUAUAUACGGCAGCCGAAUGCGAAGCAAUGGCUUUUAUUAAUACCAAAUACUCGAAUGUCUCUGCAGAUUAUCCAGAUAUUCAGCUAUUUUUCUCAGCGGCUUCUAUGAAUUUGGACGGUGGAAGAUUCAGUAAAAAGAUAUUUGGUCUUAGGGAUGAUUUUUAUGAAAAAGUUUUCAAAAAUAUCAAUUAUCAGGAUUCUUACUCUAUUAUACCAAUUCUCUUGAGACCUCGUAGCAGAGGUUAUAUCAAAUUAAGAACGAAGAAUCCUGAAGAUCACCCUAUCAUUGUACCCAAUUACUUCAACGAUCUUCGCGAUCUUGAAGUUCUGAUAGAAGGCGCAAAGUUUAUACAUAAGAUAAGUCAAACGGCAACAAUGCAAAAUGUCAAUGCUCGGGCAAAUCCAAAUAAAAUACCGGCUUGUUCAAUAUUUCAAUUUUUAUCGGACGAUUAUUGGCGAUGUCAUGCACGCCAUUACACAAUGACUAUCUAUCAUCCAAUUGGUACAUGCAAGAUGGCACCUGCCAAGGAUCCCAUGGGUGUAGUUGAUUCUCGAUUAAAGGUACAUGGUAUUCAAGGUCUUCGUGUGAUCGAUGGAUCUAUUAUGCCGAACAUAAUCUCUGGAAAUACUAACGCACCUACGAUAAUGAUUGCGGAAAAAGGUGCCGAUAUGAUAAAGGAGGAUUGGAUGAGCCGAGGUCAUUCAUGAUAAGCAAAAUCAACGAAUUAUUCAAUGUACUAUUUUUACCGGUAAACUAGAUCUUAUCAUAUCUUCUAAAAAUUAUUUGAAAUAAUUAAAUAAAUAUGUAUAUAUAUCUUGUUA
Molecule: messenger RNA, 4135 nt
Organism: Vespula pensylvanica (western yellowjacket)
Lineage: Eukaryota; Metazoa; Arthropoda; Insecta; Hymenoptera; Vespidae
Exons: 9
Coding region: 155-4021 (1288 amino acids)
Molecular function (GO): flavin adenine dinucleotide binding; oxidoreductase activity, acting on CH-OH group of donors
Source: RefSeq, a predicted model, not a curated record